This is a messenger RNA of Penicilliopsis zonata CBS 506.65, 1233 nucleotides long. RefSeq lists its product as hypothetical. The record is from RefSeq and is a predicted model, not a curated record. The coding region runs from base 133 to 1083 and encodes 316 amino acids. The transcript has 3 exons. Gene Ontology annotation, biological process: folate import into mitochondrion; nucleotide transport. Gene Ontology annotation, cellular component: mitochondrion. Gene Ontology annotation, molecular function: FAD transmembrane transporter activity; folic acid transmembrane transporter activity. NCBI's taxonomy places the organism in Eukaryota, Fungi, Ascomycota, Eurotiomycetes, Eurotiales, Aspergillaceae.
CUGGAACUCCAAACCCUUUCUGGGCCUCGGCCGAGUGAACAAAUUUGCCGUACCUUUUUUUACUUAGCUCUAUCUAUUAUUUAUCUACUCCUCACUUUACCCGUCGCAUCAGAAUCGCGACCCUCAAGGUUCAUGACCGACAAAGAUGCUUUGUCGCUAUCCUUUGUGGAGACUGUAGCAGGGUUCACUGCCGGAGUUGUCUCUACACUCUGUCUUCACCCGCUUGAUCUUGUCAAGACCAGACUUCAAGUUGACCGGACUUCUUCUUCUCGACUCGGUGGCUCGUACCUUGUGAUCCGUAGAAUAUGGCAUAAUGAAGGUGGCAUUGCAGCAUUUUAUCGAGGACUGGCUCCGAACCUUGUUGGGAAUUCCACCAGCUGGGCCCUAUAUUUUCUCUGCUAUAGCAACACCAAAGAUUAUUUGCGAAAAUUACACGGUUCUCAAAAUCGAGAGCUUUCGUCUUUGAAUUAUUUCUUAGCAUCAGGAACAGCAGGGGUCCUCACAUCGAUUCUCACGAAUCCGAUAUGGGUCAUCAAGACUCGAAUGCUCUCUACCAGCUCCCACACGCCAGGGGCAUACCGGUCCUUGACUGCGGGGAUACAGCAGAUCUAUCGUUCAGAUGGCGUGCUUGGUUUCUAUCGAGGGCUUUUCCCUGCCCUUUUUGGCGUCAGCCACGGGGCAUUGCAAUUCAUGGCGUAUGAAAAGCUGAAAGUCUUUUGGGCACAGAGGAAUCCCCUGUCGACGCCUCAGGGGCCGGAUCUAAGAAACCGACCCGAUCAGCACAGGAAACUGGGUAAUCUUGACCUGUUUGUGGUGUCGAGUGUCGCAAAAGUGUUUGCCGGGUGCGUCACUUAUCCGUACCAAGUGCUCCGGUCUAGGUUACAGAUGCACGAUGCACAUCUCAUCUACCGCGGCGUCACGGACGCUGUCCGACAAAUCUGGGCGCAAGAGGGUAUCACGGGGUUUUACAAGGGCCUCGGCCCGAAUAUCAUCAGAGUCUUGCCAAGCACUUGGGUGACAUUCUUAGUGUAUGAAAAUACCAAGGCAUACCUGCCACAGCUGGCAGGAAAGAGAGCGGCCUAAAAAGGAGAUGCAUAUAAUGGUUCUGUUUUUCUUAUGGAGCAUCAGAGAUGUGAUUCUGUCUGCUGUAUUCCUAUUGUCCUCCUAUGUACAUUAUUUACCCAUUAUCUAUACUACUUAAGUUUCUUGGGUAAACAGAUAUGUAUUCCUGUG